AUGGCUUUUGAUGUUGCAGUGUCAAAUAGUGGAUUAAUCAGAGUAUCUGAUGUCCAAGCAAACAAAAUUGUGCUCAUGAAAAGAACAGACAAUGAUAUAUUUAAAAUUGACACAUCAGUAGGGAGUGGUGAAGCUGCAUCCAAAGCCCAACUGUUAGAACCUACCGGUUUAUGUUUUGACUUCGACACUCUGUUGUUCUGCUGCUUUGGUGGUAAGAACAAUGGGUAUGUUCAGGUUUACACAACACUUAAGUUUGCAUGUGUAUUCAUGGAGAAAAUUAGGCAAAUAUAUGAUGCCAUUGGCUUUUUAGAAAAAACAGAGCACAAUCAUGUUGCAAGACCUGGGGAUAUAACAGAAUUGAAUAUGCUGAGGGCUUACAAAGGCUUUCCUUGUCAUAUUUGGAUUCCUUGCCAUAUUUGGAAAACUUUAUGAAACAGCGCAAAGCAUUUUUGAACACUGCUCCAGCUGGACUUGAAGGUACCAUGUACCACAUAUCUGUUAAAUGAUUUGCAGAGACAGUUUUGUCAUUACAAAAACAUUUAAAAGCAUGAGGGUCAGCGAGUUUGGGGAUAUGAUGCCAAGUUUCAACCUUUAUGUACUUACGAAUGAGUCAAGAAAGGAACAUGGGUUUGCCAAACACAAACAAUUAGGACAAUACAGACACCCAACAAAACAGCAGUAUUGCCACUCCAAAGGAAGCCAUGAGAUUGAAUUGAUAAAAAAAAUAUGCCAGUGCCCACAUUCCUAUCACACAAACUCAUUUAGUUCAUAUCAACCAACCCACAAGUCAUCGCUUUCAUCACAAAGUAUAAAAGUUGGAAUUAGGAACUUAAUGUUGUUUGUUCCACACCAUUAUCGGAAGAAGGUAGCAAGUUGCUGAAUCCAGGCCAACACAAAAUAUCUGAGAUCUAUAUAGGUUCAAAUGUGGAUAUGGGCCACAAGUUUUCUGUCAAAAAGAUGCUAUUUUUAAUGAUGCUACAGAGCAGCAUUAUCCAUCAUUUGCUGAGCUAAUGAAGUCACUUGAAGUUCAACGAGCAAAUUCUGGUGUUAUACAAGACAACACAAGACCUGAUGAGUAUGUAUUUGUGCCUGGGGAUAUUGUUGUGGUUAAUCCUGGGAUUGAUAAUGAUGUACCUAGUGGUGAUAAAUGGUAGUUGUUGCAAGUAAACAGGGCACACCCUUCAAGCAAAAACAAAAGUGCUUGUAACAUGUUUGGUUUGGCUUGUAACAUGUUUCUGAUUCUGAUGUUGGAGAAGAAUACCUUGUAGCUGAGGUUCCGGUAGAAAUACAGGCUGCUGAGCAUGAACAAGAACUACAAGUGCUUCAUAAAAGAAGGCAACAAAUAAUCAGAAAUGUUGAUGGUCAAAUCUUGACAUCGCAUAAAGAUCUCUACCGAAGCCAUCCAGUACAAAGAAGAACAACAAAACAAAAGCCAAAGGAACUGGAUGUGAAUGAAGCAGAACGAGACAAUCCAGAGUUCCAAUAG
This is a messenger RNA of Paramuricea clavata, 1486 nucleotides long. Lineage: Eukaryota; Metazoa; Cnidaria; Anthozoa; Malacalcyonacea; Plexauridae. The record is from the annotation of a GenBank genome assembly.